Molecule: messenger RNA, 419 nt
Organism: Closterium sp. NIES-67
Lineage: Eukaryota; Viridiplantae; Streptophyta; Zygnematophyceae; Desmidiales; Closteriaceae
Source: the annotation of a GenBank genome assembly
ACCGCUACUUUCUCAUGCUUGUUGACGACUACAUGUGCUACACCAUGGUGUUUCCCCUGGAGCGGAAGGCCGACGUGCCUGACGUUCUUAUCCCGUGGGUAGUAGCUGCGCGCCUCCACUGCGGCCUCCCUGUGCUAUACUUGUCUGACUGGCACUUUUACCACCCGCCGUCUCACCGCUUCUUUCACCCUCGUGACGCCAUUUUCGAUGAGUUUGUCGCCUUUUACCACCGCUUUCCCCACUGAGGUCUCCCGGUUUCCCCUCCCCUGUUUCUGGUUCCCACUGCCCCGGUAGCCCCUGCUCACCUCCCUCCCUGUCUUGCUCCGUAUGGUGUGUCUCACGUCACUCCCCUCCCGUCGGUUGUCCUAGUCAAGGAGAUGGCUGACUCUGGUGGCGCCACGGCACAAUUCUUGCCCCCA